AUGCGACUCCUGCGUCGAAAUAAGAGAGAUCAGCUAAUAAAAGCAUCAAAAUCUCGACGGAAUGUAAACAGCUCUGACUUGGACGUUCCCGGCAAAUCAUAUAAAGUCUUUUACAAUGAACGGCUAACGAAGGAAAAUAGAAUGCUUUUUCGUGAAACAAGAACUAAAGCCAAAGAACAUGAUUACUCCUAUUGCUGGGUCACUCAGGGUAACAUCUUCGUCAAGCAACGGGAAGGUAAAGCAGCGCAGCCCGUACGUUCAUUUGAUGAUCUCGCUCGCAUCUUCGGGAUCUGA
This is a messenger RNA of Arctia plantaginis, 294 nucleotides long. NCBI's taxonomy places the organism in Eukaryota, Metazoa, Arthropoda, Insecta, Lepidoptera, Erebidae. The record is from the annotation of a GenBank genome assembly.